CAAGCCUUGAGCUUGCCCUUGAGUUUUGCGAUGUCUUUGCUUCUCCUACAGAGGGAAAAGGCAGACCAUUGGCUUCCAUUCUUUUGGCUUCUAUUGGAGAUGAAAUUGGAGGUCUCAGCCAGUUCUGGAGCUGGAAAGGAGCUGAAUGACAUGGAGGGUUGGAGCAAGGAGGAAUUCCCAGUAGGAACUGAACAGAACAACCUUGAUACGGACUAUCUUGACCCAGAGGUCCAGUGCCAGCAUUUUCGGGAAUUCAGCUACCAGGAGGAUGAAGGGCCCCGAGUGGUCUGUAGCCAACUUCAUCGUCUCUGCCGUCAGUGGCUGAAGCCAGAAAAACACACCAAGGCUGAAAUGCUGGACCUGAUCAUCCUUGAACAGUUCCUGGCUGUCCUGCCACCAGCGAUGAAGAUCUGGGUUAGAGAAUGCAAGCCAGAAUCCACUUCCCAGGCUGUGUCCCUGGCGGAAGGUUUCCUCCUGAGCCAGAGCGUGGAUAAGAAGGAGGAAGAGGAGACGGUGAGAGUUCAUGUCAAUUAUUUUUUUAUAAGUGGCCUAACCAAACAUUUCCACUCUUCUUCCUAA
Pogona vitticeps (central bearded dragon) is the source of this 579-nucleotide messenger RNA. NCBI's taxonomy places the organism in Eukaryota, Metazoa, Chordata, Lepidosauria, Squamata, Agamidae. The record is from RefSeq and is a predicted model, not a curated record.